Prunus mume (Japanese apricot) is the source of this 1899-nucleotide messenger RNA. RefSeq names its product transcription factor DIVARICATA. Gene Ontology annotation, molecular function: DNA binding. The record is from RefSeq and is a predicted model, not a curated record. Lineage: Eukaryota; Viridiplantae; Streptophyta; Magnoliopsida; Rosales; Rosaceae.
CUCUGCUUGUUCCUGUUCCAUAGAUCCCCCCUUCUCUCUCUCUCUCUCUCUCUCUGUAUUAUUAUUCACUGCCUAUAGCCUACAAACCUAAAAACCCCAUUUAAAGAAAGAAAAGAAAUUUCCCACUCUCUUCUUCAGCUCACCCCUGCAAAAGCACUCUCCUUUAUCAAGUUUCCUUACUUGGGUCUUGUUCUCCUUUUCGGUUUUCAUUAUAAUCUUCUCAAGUUUUCUUCUGCGUACUUAAAUUUCACUCUCCAAGCUCCAAGCUUUCCUGAAAACUUGAUCUGGGUUUUGCUUUUUGUUUUUGUUUUUGUGUGCCUUUGAAUCUGGUGUGGAGGUCUAGGGUUUAUCUUUGACAAUCCAAGAUCUAAUAUUUUCAUAUUGCUUAUCGAAUUUCCCCCCUUGGGUUUUGGAAAGGUUGGGCCUUUUUCAGAUUCCUCAACAUGUGCUUGUGUUAAAACCCCACUGAGAUUCCUUUUCAAAUGCUACUCCUUGAUUAAUGCUUCUUUGGUCAUAAAGACCUUCACUUCUCUGCAUUUCCUAUCUGGGUUUUCUCUCUCUUUGAGCUUUCAAAGAGAGAGAGAGAGAGACAAACAGGCUCAUUGUUUUACUUAUCCUUGGCUUGCUUGCUAUGUGAUUCAGUUUCCCAGUUUGACCAACUAUAUAAAAAACCAUGUACAGAGGAAUUGGAAUUCUAUCUCCAACCUCGUAUCUUGAGAACUCAAAUUGGUUGUUUCAAGAGAGCAAUGGAACCGAGUGGACUGCAGAAGAGAACAAGCAAUUUGAAAAUGCUCUUGCUCUUUAUGAUAAGGAUACUCCUGAUCGAUGGUUCAAGGUGGCAGCUAGGAUCCCUGGAAAGACUGUAGGCGACGUGAUCAAACAGUACAAGGAAUUGGAAGAGGAUGUUAGUGAUAUUGAAGCUGGGCUUAUCCCAAUCCCUGGUUACACCAGUAACUCUUUCACAUUGGAGUGGGUUAACAAUCAAGGCUUUGAUGGGUUGAAACAAUUUUACGGUGUUGGUGGAAAGAGAGGCACCUCGACCCGGCCUGCUGAUCAGGAAAGGAAGAAAGGGGUGCCAUGGACAGAAGAAGAACACAGGCAGUUUCUGAUGGGUCUUAAAAAGUAUGGUAAAGGUGACUGGAGAAACAUCUCUCGCAAUUUUGUGACCACAAGGACGCCUACUCAGGUAGCCAGUCAUGCUCAAAAAUACUUUAUUAGGCAACUUACAGGAGGGAAGGACAAGAGAAGAUCCAGCAUCCAUGAUAUCACAACCGUCAAUCUCCAAGAUAACAAACCUCCCUCACCAGACAGCAAAAGCCCUCCAUCACCAGACCAUUCUUCCACAGUGGUGCAGUCACAGCAGCAUCAAAAGGUGGCUGGCAUGAGUGAACAACAAUUUGACUGGAAAUCGCCAAAUGAGGGGCAGCCUAUGGUUUUCAAUUCAGCAAAUGGGAGCACCUUCAUGGGACCAUUUUGUGGGAUUUCUUCAUAUGUACCUAAGCUUGAGGAGCAAAAUUUUCUCAGUGGCAAUCUUCAUGGAUCUCAACUGGGGCAUUACAAUGCGCGUUUUCAGAUGCAAUCGAUGCGAUACCAGUGAACCUGUGCAUGGAGGGUGCUAGAGCUAUAAAAAUGCCAGACUAUUGCUCUCCCUCCAUGCUACAUCAAGGUUUUUAUGUGGUGAAAAAGUUGAUGAUGAGGACAUUGAGUUAGUCCCCUAGUUUUAGACUCUACAGAGAGAUCAGUUAGUUCAUCUUGUGAUUUAAUAUUCAAAUUCUGAAAGUCCGAAAGAAGGGAAGCUUAUUUACAUGAAAGCUUGAGCUUUAUCACUUGUGAUUCUGGUUGUGUGCUUGGGGAUUUUGAGAAUAGUCAGAAAUGAGAGAGUAAUUUUGAGAUUGAGUU